Oryza sativa Japonica Group (Japanese rice) is the source of this 2506-nucleotide messenger RNA. RefSeq lists its product as uncharacterized. Lineage: Eukaryota; Viridiplantae; Streptophyta; Magnoliopsida; Poales; Poaceae. Gene Ontology annotation, molecular function: calmodulin binding. The record is from RefSeq and is a predicted model, not a curated record.
AACGGCAAGAGGUUGGAUGUGUCACCAGGUGUCAACUAUGGCCUCACAGUUGCAACCAUUUGACAAGGUCUGUCUGAGAACAUGAGGCCCUUCUAUUGCCCGGCUUUCUCUCAUCGUGUUGCCUUGUAUCCCCUUCUCUCUCCCAAACGCCAUUCUUGGCCGUUUCAAGCUUAGAAAAAGGUAUCAAUCUUCUCUCCUCCUCUUAGUUUGAAGACAUGGAAAGCUUUCGUGUGUUCAUGUGUUCAUGGUUGAUGGCGGUCAAGCGGCGAUGAAUUGAUAUCACUGGGUUCUAGCAGAAGCUUAAGCAGCCGCCCAUGGCGACACGGCCGUCGCCGCGGUCGCGAGACAGCGCGCGGCCGAAAAGCACAAGCGGGAGGCCUCCGUCGAGCCCGCGAAGCUCCGACACCACCCGCCGCUCCUCCUUCACCGCCGCCUCGUCGUCCGACAAGCCGGUGCCGUCCUUCCUCCGCCCCACCGUGAGCUCGUCCCUGCACAGCUCGUCUUCGUCAUCGCCGUCGUCGUCGUCGUUGUUGUCGUCGUCUCCCUCCUCCAAGGGCACCGGCACCACGCCGAGGAGGUCCGCGGACAAGGCCCCGUCUGCGUCUGCAGCUUCGUCGCGGCCGAUCACGCCCAAGGACAAGGCCCCCGCUGUAGCGACGUCGCGGCCGAUCACGCCCAAAGACAAGGCCAAGGCGGCGGCGGCGUCGACGUCGCGAUGGUCCGCGGUGUCGCCGAGGCAGCUGAUGCAGAAGGCGUCCAAUGCCUUUACAAGAGGCAGCAGCAGCAAGUCGCGCGCUGCCAAGAAAGACAAGGAGGCGGCCACCCCGGCGGCGACCUCGGCCGCCGCCAAGGACGCGGCCACUCCGGCGUCGACCUCGGCCGUCCGCAAGAAGGCCGCCACACCGGCGACCUCGGCGGCUGGAAAGGCGGUGGCCGGUGCUUCGCCCGGGCCGACGAGAGCCCAGCCCACGGAGGAGCACCACCAGCAACCCACUGAAGCGCCGCCGGCCGAACCGUCACCUGCCGCCGCCGCGGUGCAAGAAGAGGCGGUGACUUCGAGAGCCCAGCUCACGGAGGAGCACCACCAGCAACCACCUGAAGCGCCCGCCGAGCCGUCACCUGCCGCCGUCGCCGUGCAAGAAGAAGCAGCGGCUGCGGAGACCGAAGCAGAGCAAGAAAAACAACCGGAUGAGACGCCGCAAGAAGUCGUCGCGGCAGUGGAGGAGAAAGUUCAAGACGAGCAGGUUAGCACGGAAGCAGCGGAGGAAGCCAUCGCCGUCGAGGAGGAUGCCGCCGCCGUGAAGACCGAUGCGCCGGAGCCGGAAGAGACGCAGACGCAAACCGGUGCCAUUGCAGAGUCGGAAACAGAGUUUCAGAGGAGUUCAGAGGAUGAGCCGGCAUCCGACGCCAUUGUCGAAGAAGCGGCGAUCGAAUCUGCAACGCAGAAUGAGCCAGAUGAACCAGAAUCCACCACGGUUGAAGAGAUGGCCGUCGAGGAGGAGAUCAAGACCGAUGAGAGCCAACAAGAAGAGACGCCAAAACCAGAAGAGAGAAUGGAGAACUCUGAAACAAGCGUGAUCUCUGAAGAUCCAAAAGAAAUGGAUGCAAUCUCUGAAGACCAAAAGGUGGAAGAACCCGUGGUUGCUGAAGAACAAGAGGAACUCUCCGAGGUUGUAAAAAUGGCUGUCGAGCCGAGCAUCUCGUCAGAGCCAGCAACGCCGCUGGAGGAAGAAGAUCGCGACGACGUGGAGACGGAGCAAGCGAACUCGUCGGAGCCCGCAACGACGGUGGAGGAAGAAGAAGAUCGCGACGACGUGGAGACGGAGCAAGCGAGCUCGUCAGACCCCGCAACGCCGUUGAACGAAGAAGCUAUCAACGAGGAGGGCACGUCGACGGAGACGGGGAAGACGAAGAAGGUGGCGUUCAAGGGGAGCAAGGUGAAGACGGCGAUGGAGAGGCGGCCGGAGGGGGAGCAGCCGAGGAAGAAGGACGUGGCGCGGAGCAACGACGUGAUCGAGGAGACCAAGAGGACGCUGAUGAUGAAGAGGAAGAGCAAGGUGAAGGCGCUGGUUGGGGCGUUCGAGACGGUCAUGGACACCCCCAGCCCGGGAAAAUCGAGCUGAUUUUGAUUUGGAUUUUUUUUUCUUUUUUUUUGGAGGGAAAGCUUCAGCGGUGAUGCACGUAUUGAGUGGUUUGAAUUGAACUGCGAGGUGUGCUUUGUGGUGUGAUGUUUCGGUUUCUUGUUCUCUUUGUUGCAUUGAUCGUUGAUUGAUUCUUCUGAUAACUGAAACAAAUGGAAAUGUUAUUGUCGAUUUGUUUGUUUGUUGAUCAUUCGAUCUAGUGUUGUUUACUAGGCUUAGUUGUAUGUAACUAAAAAGGGAAAUAGCUGUGUGUUCUUGAGAGCUGAGACUGGUGUGGUUGUCAACUUGUGCUACAUUGCUGAGUUUUGAGAUUUAUGCUUGUAAACAAUUAUUGAUGACAUGCAAUCCAUUUUGUACGUUUUUUA